GCUGGCUCAGCCCUCCAGACGGAGCGGCAGGAGAGUUGGAGACGCAUCCAAAGCGCGCAGGACGCACAGACGGAGUUCAAAGCGACUCCAAGCAGGCGAGAAAAAAACCUUCCUUCCCUGCAAGUGGACUUGAUCUGCAGCCACCAACUUUCCGUCCAGUUCGCGUUUUCUCCUGACCGCUGAGGAAUCCAGUUUGGGGAAUUUCAUUUUUAAAGAACCAGUAUUUUUUUAAGCCAUGCAUCGGUGCAAAGUGGCGCUGCUGCUGCUGCUGGUCAUCCUGCACUUCCUGAGCGCAGAAGCCUAUAAGUGCAGAUGCACCAGAAAAGGACCAAAGAUCAGAUAUAAGGAUGUGCAGAAGCUGGAGAUCAAACCCAAACAUCCCUUCUGCCAAGAGAAGAUGAUAUUCGUAACCAUGGAGAACAUCUCUCGGUUCAAAGGUCAGGAGUACUGCCUGCACCCCAACCUUCAGAGCACCAAGAAUCUGGUCAAAUGGUUCCGCAUCUGGAAGGACAAACACAGGGUUUACGAAGCCUGAGUCUCUCCAGAACAACAAGGAUCCAGUGAGACAGAACCAGACCUGGACAGAACCAGAACUGUCCUGUGAAGAAAUGACCAGAGACCUGUUGCGAACAUUAAAAUAGCAUCCAUAGUCUGUAAAUAAUCUGACGGGAUUGUUUUAGUCUCCCGUCCAGGUAGUCCCAUUACUCACAUUCCCGGCCUCCACGGCGAUAUUCGUCAGGUUUUAUUUAAGGAACCGUCUCGGUUAUUUUACCUCCUAGGAUUCUACCGACGCGAAGCGGUUCAGGUUCUGAAGAAACACGGAAACCAAGAACAUGUAGCGUGAGGAGAAACGUUUCUUCACUGUCAUAAAAUAAAUUAGAUUCUUUUUCUAGAAAAGAUACUGACAUUCUGGAAGAGGGUGUGUGUGUGUGUGUGUGUGUGUGUGUGUGUGUGUGUGUGUGUGUGUGUGUGUGUGUGUGUGUGUGUGUGUGUGUGUGUGUGUGUGUGUCCAACUAGCACAAGACUUUCCACCAUCUUGUUUGUAAAAUAUUCUCUGGUGUAAUCUGCAGGUCGUAGGUGAAAACAAUGUUAGUGCCAUUCUGCUGCGUUUAUGUGAGUUAAUGCAAAAUGUAUAAAAAUGCGAUCAUAUCUGUUAUAUACGUCUGUCAGUUUAAGAUUUGUGUAAUGAUGUGUUAUUUCAUACAAACUGUUUUUAUAACUAUUUGUUCAAAGCAUCAGUUAGGCUUCGCUCUACUGGUUUUGUUCCUUUAACCACAGACAGAACCUCUUCUUCAAUCUUCAUCCUGUCUGUAUUAUUCUUAUAAAUCAUUGAAGAGGUGAAAUAAAAUCUUUAAGGUCUAAAAUGAAAUGUAGAUGUGAAUUUGGUAUUAUUUUAUUUUUUCAUGAAUUGUUGCCCCGUCCAUUAGAGCCACAAACUUUCAUGUAUUUUAUCUGGAGUUUAACGUCAUAAACACAAAGUAGUGGACAAAAUGAAUCAUUUUCUGAAAAGUGUGGUGUGGAUGUAUGUUCAGUUUAUUAGAGUACAGUCUGGGUAAAAGGGGGUGAAUAUAAUUUUACACAUUUCAGAUUUUGUCUUUGUAAAUAAAAAUGGAAAAUCUUUAAUUAUUUCCCUCCCUCUUCAGUUAUGAUGUUUUCCUGUUUCUACUGAAUAAAGCAACAUUGCAAGGCG
This is a messenger RNA of Xiphophorus maculatus (southern platyfish), 1690 nucleotides long. RefSeq names its product C-X-C motif chemokine ligand 14 (gene cxcl14). Gene Ontology annotation, biological process: cell chemotaxis; antimicrobial humoral immune response mediated by antimicrobial peptide. Gene Ontology annotation, cellular component: extracellular region. Bases 236 to 535 code for a protein of 99 amino acids. The transcript is spliced from 4 exons. Lineage: Eukaryota; Metazoa; Chordata; Actinopteri; Cyprinodontiformes; Poeciliidae. Gene Ontology annotation, molecular function: chemokine activity. The record is from RefSeq and is a predicted model, not a curated record.